GGAUUUGUAAACAUCCAUUUCUUCAUUAACUCAAAUUCUAUAAAUAUUGAUUUGAAUUCAUCUUCUUUGAAUCUCGUCGAGUCUCUCAGCUCAGACUCCGAUCGAGAGCUUGAAGACGAAUAAUAAACCAGAGAAGAAGAACGAAGAACGAAGAACGAUAAUGGUGAGAGCUCCUUGCUGUGAGAAAAUGGGGUUGAAGAAGGGGCCUUGGUCUCCUGAAGAAGACAGGAUUUUGACUAACUUUAUUCAGAAUCAUGGCCAUAGCAAUUGGCGAGCUCUUCCUAAGCAAGCUGGUCUUUUACGAUGCGGAAAAAGUUGCAGACUUCGGUGGACAAACUACUUGAAACCUGACAUUAAGCGAGGCAACUUUACUAAGGAAGAAGAAGACGCCAUUAUUAACCUACACGAAUUGCUCGGGAAUAGAUGGUCGGCGAUAGCAGCAAAGUUGCCGGGUCGAACCGACAAUGAAAUCAAGAAUGUUUGGCACACUCACUUGAAGAAAAGACUAGAAAAGAACAUCAAAACAAAAGCUCCCACAUCGGAAAACAAAAGAAAAAAGCAAAUAAAACCAAAAACUUCAUCAGAAUCUUCAUCAUCCAUUGUUAUUAACAUUACAAAUCAAACCCAAAUUGCCAAUUAUUCCUCAAUAACGUCCCCUUCUUCACAACAAUCUUCAAGCUGUGAGAUCUCUUCAUCACUCACAGAUGCUUCCAUGGCUGAAAAUGAGUACUACAGCUACCCGGCCGAGGGCACGGAGGCGAUGCCGGAGGCUCCACCGCCGAUCGACGAGAGCUUUUGGUCCGAGGUGGCUGAGGAUUCGACGAACUCAAAUUCCAUGGAUAAGAGUUAUGGUGAAAGCGUUGUUGAUGAUGACAUGGAAUUUUGGUACAACGUUUUUGUCCAAGCUGGUGGAAUUUCAGAACUGCCAGAAUUUUGAGACAUAUUGGGAA
Molecule: messenger RNA, 950 nt
Organism: Cucurbita moschata (crookneck pumpkin)
Lineage: Eukaryota; Viridiplantae; Streptophyta; Magnoliopsida; Cucurbitales; Cucurbitaceae
Product: transcription factor MYB15-like
Exons: 3
Coding region: 161-937 (258 amino acids)
Source: RefSeq, a predicted model, not a curated record